Molecule: messenger RNA, 1554 nt
Organism: Ogataea haglerorum
Lineage: Eukaryota; Fungi; Ascomycota; Pichiomycetes; Pichiales; Pichiaceae
Exons: 1
Coding region: 1-1554 (517 amino acids)
Biological process (GO): siroheme biosynthetic process; sulfate assimilation
Molecular function (GO): uroporphyrin-III C-methyltransferase activity
Source: RefSeq, a predicted model, not a curated record
AUGAAGUUUCUGUGUGCUCACGAGUGCUCUGGCGAGCACCACCUGAUCAUCGACGACUCGGCAAACCUAUCGCGGGUGGUCAUCAGCCGCAUCACCAACAUCAUCGAGUCUGGGGCCAAGCCGAUCCUGGUCAACGAGAACCUGGCAGUGCAGGCUCUGAACAGUGCGCUCUUCAACCAGCAGGAGCUUGAAGUUGUGCAGAAGAAGAUAGAGAUCCGAGAUCUGGAGACCUUUGGUCGUUGCGAGGUGGAUAACGUUGUCGAUCGGGUCUUUGUCACGAUGAAGAACGAUUCCCCAGUCAAGCGUCAGCUAUAUGAGCGGUGCAAGAAACUGAGAAUCCCUAUCAACACGAUCAACUCUUCUGAGCUUUCGUCGUUCACCAUGCUGUCCACAUACAAGAAGGGCGAUUUCCAGCUGGGAGUGACAACCACGCACCAGAGCUGCAAGCUGGCGAACCGGCUAAAAAGAGAGAUCGUUCAGAAGCUGCCUGAAAAUCUGGACCGGAUCGUUAGCAAUAUUGGGAAUUUGAAGCGCAGGAUUCAGUUCAUUGACAGCGAGGAUGAGGACAUCCUGGAUGACGUGAAGGACGCUAAGAGGCCCAGAUGGCUUUCGCAGAUCAUCGAGUACUACCCUCUCAGCAAGCUCGCAGACAUUUCCGUUUCUGAUCUGACCGAUGCCUAUGCCAAUAUGCCUGUGGUGGAACUACAGGACGCUACGAAACAGGGCCGCAUUUCUUUGGUCGGAUCAGGCCCGGGCUCGCUUUCGAUGCUCACGGUAGGUGCCCUGCACGAAAUCUACAACGCAGAUCUUAUCUUGGCCGACAAACUGGUGCCGCAGCAGAUCAUAGACAUCAUUCCUCAAAGAACCGAAGUUUUCAUUGCCAGAAAAUUCCCCGGGAAUGCCGAAAAUGCACAGCAGGAGCUGCUCAACAUCGGCCUCGAAAACCUGCGGCAAGGAAAACACAUUGUGCGUCUCAAACAGGGUGACCCGUACAUCUUUGGCCGCGGCGGCGAGGAGUACAACUUCUUUGCCUCGCACGGCUACAGGCCUGUUGUGAUGCCGGGCUUGACGUCGGCGCUGGUGGCACCGGUCGUUGCAACCAUUCCCACUACACACAGAGACGUCUCCGACCAGGUCCUGGUGUGCACCGGCACGGGAAAGAAGGGGAAGUUACCCGACUUGCCAGCUUUCGAGGCGAACAGAACAGUGGUGUUUCUGAUGUCGCUGGGCAAAAUGGUGGAUAUUCUGCCGUUGUUGUACGACAGAAAGUGGCCAACAGAUCUGCCGGUGUGUGUGGUGGAAAGAGCUUCAUGUCCGGACCAGCGUCUGAUUCGCACCCGACUGGGAGAUUUGAUUAACGUUUUAAAGUCUGUGGAAAGCCGGCCGCCAGGGUUGUUGGUGACGGGAUACUCCUGCGACGUCUUAUGCAAGUUGGAAGAAGGCCAGACAUACCGCAUCGAGGAGGGCUACCAGGAGACCCAUGUGCGGGCGUCAUUGCAUGAGAUAAUUGGCGUCCUGAGCGAGGAUAAACCGGUCAAACAGACGCAUGUAUAA